AUGUCUACAACAGCCAGCUCAAACGGAAUGGUCACGGCGCAGAUGACGACCCAGGUGGUGCUCGGCUCGAUGGAGCGGGCGGAGGAGUACCAGCGGGUACUGACGCAGCUCAAGGAAGGGGCGGGGGCGCAGGGGAAGGUGCAGGGAGAGAUGAUUGAUCGUGUGCUUGAUAAUGCAACAUCACUGCCGUCUGCUCCCCUUACGAUCCAUACGAUCCUUCCUCUUCCCCUUCCCUCGCAGCUCCUCUCCAUCAUCCCACCCUCGACCCAGCUCUUCAUCCACCUGCCACCCUCCGCAUCUCCCCAGCUCGUCACGCUCCUCCACUCCACUCUCUCCUCCGCGAACUUCGCACCCCUCCUCCCGACCCCUUCACCCGACAUUGUCGGCUACACCUCUCCAUCCACGUCCAUCCCCCCUCCCGCCGCGCCAUCCAGCUCCAGCUCCAGCUCCACCUCCGCGAUCCGCCCUCUCGCCCUCAAGCGCGCCUCGAACCGGGAGAAGAAGUCGGCCAUAUGGGCCCUCGAAUCUCCACUCCUGCCGGACGGCGGUCAUUCCCUGCUCACGCCCGAAGACCGCUCCCGCCCCGAAUGCAUCUUCCCCGCAUCGGACGGCAAGCCCGUCAAGCGCCGCAGGGCAUGCAAGGACUGUACCUGCGGUCUGAAGGAAUUGGAGGAUGGCGAGGAGGCCCAAUCGGCACAGGCGGUGCAGGAGGCCCAGAGAUUCUUUUUGGAGGGGGACGACGAUAUCCCGAGUCAUAUGCUCCAAGCGACAGAUGGGGUCGAGGGUGUAUGGCCAGAGGAGAAGAGAGGGGAGGCGAAGAAGACGAGUAGUUGCGGGAGCUGUUAUUUGGGCGAUGCGUUCAGGUGUACCAGCUGUCCUUAUCUGGGUAUGCCGCCGUUCAAGCCUGGAGAGAAGGUUCAGCUGUCGAUCGGUGACGACAUCUGA
Dioszegia hungarica is the source of this 945-nucleotide messenger RNA. Its product is annotated as putative cytoplasm protein. The coding region runs from base 1 to 945 and encodes 314 amino acids. Gene Ontology annotation, molecular function: iron-sulfur cluster binding. The transcript has 3 exons. The record is from RefSeq and is a predicted model, not a curated record. Gene Ontology annotation, biological process: iron-sulfur cluster assembly. Lineage: Eukaryota; Fungi; Basidiomycota; Tremellomycetes; Tremellales; Bulleribasidiaceae. Gene Ontology annotation, cellular component: cytoplasm.